This is a messenger RNA of Salvelinus namaycush (lake trout), 4401 nucleotides long. RefSeq names its product ubiquitin carboxyl-terminal hydrolase 25-like. The record is from RefSeq and is a predicted model, not a curated record. Gene Ontology annotation, cellular component: nucleus; cytosol. NCBI's taxonomy places the organism in Eukaryota, Metazoa, Chordata, Actinopteri, Salmoniformes, Salmonidae. Bases 182 to 3742 code for a protein of 1186 amino acids. Gene Ontology annotation, molecular function: cysteine-type endopeptidase activity; protein binding; cysteine-type deubiquitinase activity. Gene Ontology annotation, biological process: regulation of protein stability; protein deubiquitination. The transcript has 26 exons.
AGAAAAGCGAUCGCUUACCAGCUGCAUUUAUUUUUCCUCCAUGGCUGCAUUUCCCAUGGCGCCCGCUAUCGUGUUGGUUAACUGGGGGACAUAUUAACUGUUAUUUUAUUUCACUUGGAUAUAACUAGGUUGUUUUUUUUAACCUUUGUUGAAAAUAUUUUCGUUUCAUUCUCAACCGGCCAUGACCGUGGAGCAGAAUGUCCUCCAACAGCAUUCUCAGAAGCACCAGCAGACUCUACUGAACCAGCUGAGGGAGGUCACAGGCACCACAGACGUCCAGCUGCUCCAGCAGGCCCUGCAGGUCAGUAAUGGAGACCUGGCGGAGGCGGUGGCCUUUCUGACGGAGAAGAAUGCCAAGGUGCCCCAGCAGGAUGAGGCUACCUACUACCAGACCACCCAGGUGGGCAACGACAGAUACAUCAGCGUGGGCAGCCAGGCAGACACUAGUGAGUACUUACCUCACCCAGCACUGCCCGGGGCAGUCCCUAGCCAGGGAGAUACCAACGUGAUUGACCUGACUGGUGAUGAUAAAGAUGACCUCCAGAGGGCUAUCGCUCUCAGCCUGGAGGAGUCCAGCCGGGCCUUCAGGGAGACGGGCAUCACCGACGAGGAGCAAGCCAUCAGCAGAGUUCUGGAGGCCAGCAUAGCGGAGAACAAGGCGAGCCUGAAGCGGACACACACGGAGGUGUGGAGUGACUCGCCCAACCCUCACGACAGGAAAAGGAUGGAGAACUGCCCCGUUGGGCUCAAGAACGUGGGCAACACCUGCUGGUUCAGCGCCGUCAUCCAGUCUCUGUUCAACCUGCUGGAGUUCCAGAGGCUGGUGCUGCAUUACUCCCCUCCUGCCAGAGUCCAGGACCUGCCUCGCAACCAGAAGGAGCACAGGAACCUGCCCUUCAUGCAGGAGCUGAGAAACCUUUUCUCACUCAUGGUGGGUUCUAAGAGGAAGUACGUUGACCCAUCGCGCGCCGUGGAGAUCCUCAAGGACGCCUUCAAGUCCAGCGAGUCUCAGCAGCAGGAUGUCAGUGAGUUUACACACAAGCUGUUGGACUGGUUGGAGGAUGCCUUCCAGAUGAAGGCAGAGGAGGACAGAGAGGGUGAGAAGCCAAAGAACCCGAUGGUUGAGCUGUUCUAUGGCCGCUUCCAGGCUGUGGGGGUUCUGGAAGGAAAGAAGUUUGAGAACACAGAGAUGUUCGGGCAGUACCCUCUGCAGGUGAAUGGCUUUAAGGACCUGCACGAGUGUUUAGAGGCAGCCAUGAUCGAGGGGGAGAUCGAGUCCCUACACUCAUCUGCAGAGAACUCUGCCAAGUCUGGACAGGAGCAUUGGUUUACCGAACUUCCUCCUGUCUUGACCUUUGAACUGUCGAGAUUUGAGUUCAACCAAGCCCUGGGUCGACCUGAGAAGAUCCACAACAAGCUGGAGUUCCCCUCCAUGCUGUACAUGGACAGGUAUAUGGACAGGAACCGAGAGAUCACCAGGAUUAAACGAGAGGAGAUCAGGAGACUGAAAGAGCAACUGACUUUACUUCAACAGCGUCUGGAGAGGUAUCUGAGCUAUGGCUCUGGUCCCAAGAGGUUUCCUCUGGCAGAUGUCCUGCAGUACGCCAUGGAGUUUGCCUCCAGUAAGCCAGUCUGCACCUCUCCCUUGGAGGACAUCGACACAUCAGCACCCCCCGGUGGCACAACGGGGCAGCUGCUGCCCGCUCUAAGCACAGCCGAACAGGGUCCCUCCUGCACCCUUCCAGAGGGUUUGUCCCCCGCCCCCACCCAAGCUCCCUCCACUCAGCAGAGGGUGCCCAUCCACAAGCCCUUCACCCACUCCCGACUGCCCCCUGACCUGCCCAUGCACCCAGCCCCACGCCACAUCACUGAGGAGGAGCUCCGGGUGCUGGAGGGCUGCCUGCACCGCUGGAGGAGUGAGGUGGAGAACGACACCCAUGAUCUUCAGGGCAGCAUAUCCAGAAUCCACAGAACCAUCGAGCUGAUGUACUCUGACAAGUCCAUGAUGCAGGUUCCGUUCCGGCUGCAUGCGGUGCUAGUGCACGAGGGCCAGGCUAACGCUGGCCAUUACUGGGCCUACAUCUACGACCCCCACCAGCAGCGCUGGAUGAAGUACAACGACAUCUCGGUCACCAAGUCCUCCUGGGAGGAGCUGGUCAGGGACUCGUUCGGAGGCUACCGCAACGCCAGCGCCUACUGCCUCAUGUACAUCAACGACAAGAAGCCUUUCCUCAUAGAAGAGGAGUUUGAUAAGGAGACGGGUCAGAUGCUGAGUGGUCUUGAUAAGCUCCCUUCGGACCUGAAGGCAUACGUGAAGGAGGACAAUGGCCUGUUUGACAAGGAGAUCGAGGAGUGGGACACCCUGCAGGCACGCAAGGCCCAGCAGGAGAAGCUGGCCCUGGCUGCAGCCACUGCAGCAGCAGAAACAACAACAUCCCAUCAACCUAUGAGCACAGAGCCCAGUCCACCAGACAGCUGGGGCCCUCAGCAGGACCCAGAGUACAUGGAGCAGCCGUCCCCCACAGACGACUCCAAGCACCUGCAGGAGGACACAGAGAGGGCCAUCUCCAAGGCUGCAGCCGAGCAGCAGGAGGAGAGGAGCCCUGAGGGACUGCUUACUGCAUCCAGUGGAGGGAGUCUCUCCCCACCCCUUCCCCCCAAACCCCAGUCCGAUGUCCAGGUGAACACUGAAACCCCCCUCGCCCCUCCCUCUGACCCUCAGCCUGUGGAUCCUUCCCUCACCCCUCCCUCUGACCCUGACCCCCCCAUGGAGGAUGAGCCCCUUUCCCAGCGUACAAUAGAGGUUGCCAUUCCCCAGGCCAUGAUGACUCCCAACAUGCAGGGUAUUAUAAUGUCCAUUGGCAAGGCCAGGAGUGUGUUUGAAAAGCUUGGGCCUGAAGCCGCCUUCUUCAAGGCCAUUAAGGUGGAGUACACCCGUCUGCUGAGGUUUGCCCAGGAGGACACGGCCCCGGAGAAUGACUACCGUCUGCAGCACGUCAUCGUCUACUUCAUCCAUAACCAGGCCCCCAAGAAGAUCCUGGAGAGAACCCUCCUCAUGCAGUUCGCAGACCGCAACCUAAGCUUUGACGAACGGUGUAAGAGCAUUAUGAAGGUGGCCCGUGGCAAACUAGACCUUGUUAAGCCAGAAGAGGUCAACAUGGAGGAGUAUGAGAUGUGGCAUCAGGACUACAGGAAUUUCCGCGAGACAACAAUCUUCCUGAUGAUUGGUUUAGAGCUGUUCCAGAAGAAAUGCUUUGUGGAGGCCUUGAUGUACCUGAUCUACUCGUACCAGUACAACAGAGAGCUGUUGGUCAAAGGGCUGUACAGAGGUCACAACGAUGAGCUCAUAGGUCACUACCGCAGAGAGUGCCUGCUGAAACUGAACGAGAAUGCGGCGGGGAUGUUUGAGUCUGGUGAGGAGCCGGAGGUUUGCAAUGGGCUGAGCAUCAUGAAUGAGCUGGUGGUGCCGUGUAUCCCCCUACUGCUUGUCCACGACACAGAGAAGGACCUGCUGGCUGUGGAGGACAUGAGGAACCGCUGGUGCUCCUACCUGGGGCAGGAGAUGGAGCCCAACCUGCAGGAGAAGCUGACUGACUUCCUACCCAAGUUACUUGACUGCUCGACAGAGAUAAAAAGCUUCCACGACCCUCCAAAGCUGCCCACCUACUCCACCCUGGAGCUGGUUGAGCGCUACGGCCGUGUCAUGGCCUCCUUGAGCCGGGUGCCUGCAGACGGGAGAUGAGCUGAGGGGGCAGCAGCCCCCCUCACAGUCCCACGGCCCCCUCAGCACCCAGGCCACUCAUCAAUGGAACUCUUUUAACCCAUGCCUUCCUUAUAAACCAGGGGUCACUCGCUAUAGCUGUUUCUCCUCUAUCUCUUUUACUGCUAUAGGUUUUAUCAUUAUAAUAAUUAUUUCAAUUCAAUUUAAGUAAAACGCAACAGAAAUUAAUGAACAGACAGUUGGAAAAGGAAGAGCAGGGGUAGUGGAAAUGGCGCUCUUGCAGUGAUUGAAAGCCAGUGCAUGCUGCUCCAAGCUUUGUUAAAUGAGGUGGGGUGUUUUUUUGUUUUUUGUUGUUCAGUUUAUGCCCCCUCCCACCCCCACCCGCCUCUUUCUAAAAGCACCCCUUCUCUGCAGAAGAAGGAUCGCCCUGCUGCUCUGCCACCAGUUUGGUACAGUAUUAUCACGUUUUUGUUUUAUUUUUCUAAAGGAAGCGACAAAAUGAGAACCUUGAGAUUUUAUCAGCGGCUUUAAGUAUCUCAAGUGGGUCUGUGAACUCUGGACUGCACCAGAAUGAGAAGUUUUAAGUGCUGUGGUAGACAGCCAUGGACACUCUGUGGCUUGUUAAUAAAUCAAGAUAAUAAAAUUUUAUUUAUGGCCCUUUUAGGCCAAAUACAUCGUUC